GCUCGCCGACGGUACGCCGCGGCCUUCGGUCCGCUGAGGCGAAGGCGGGAGCAUGGAGCACGUCACGGAGGGUUCCUGGGAGUCGCUGCCCGUGGCGCUGCACCCGCGGGGGCCGGGGGCCCGGGAGCUGGGCUUCCCCCACAUGACGCCGGUGCAGUCCGCAACCAUCCCCCUGUUCAUGAGGAACAAAGACGUGGCUGCAGAAGCGGUCACAGGCAGUGGCAAAACACUGGCUUUUGUCAUCCCCAUCCUGGAAAUUCUUCUGAAAAGGGAAGAGAAGUUAAAAAAGAACCAGGUCGGAGCCGUAGUCAUCACUCCCACCCGAGAGCUGGCCAUCCAGAUAGACGAGGUCCUGUCGCAUUUCACCAAGCACUUCCCGCAGCUCAGCCAGAUCCUGUGGAUUGGAGGCCGGAACCCUGGAGAAGAUGUGGAGAAGUUUAAGCAGCAGGGCGGGAACAUCAUCGUGGCGACUCCAGGCCGCUUGGAGGACAUGUUCCGUAGGAAGGCUGAGGGUGUGGACUUGGCCAGCUGCAUGAGGUCCCUGGAAGUCCUGGUGCUGGACGAAGCUGACAGACUUCUGGACAUGGGCUUUGAGGCAAGCAUCAACACCAUACUGGAGUUCUUGCCAAAGCAGAGGAGGACGGGCCUUUUCUCCGCCACACAGACACAGGAAGUGGAGAACUUGGUGAGAGCAGGCCUCCGGAACCCUGUCCGGAUCUCAGUGAAGGAGAAGGGCGUGGCAGCCAGCAGCACCCAGAAGACCCCCUCCCGCCUGGAGAACUUCUACAUGGUAUGUAAGGCCGACGAGAAAUUUAAUCAGCUGGUACAUUUUCUUCGAAAUCAUAAGCAGGAGAAACACCUGGUCUUCUUCAGCACCUGCGCCUGCGUGGAGUACUAUGGCAAGGCCCUGGAGGCCCUGGUGAAGGGUGUGACGACCAUGUGCAUUCACGGGAAGAUGAAGGACAAGCGCAACAAGAUCUUCAUGGACUUCCGCAAGUUGCAGAGCGGGAUUUUAGUGUGCACCGAUGUGAUGGCCCGAGGAAUCGAUAUUCCUGAAGUGAACUGGGUGCUGCAGUACGACCCUCCCAGCAGCGCCAGUGCCUUCGUGCAUCGCUGCGGCCGCACUGCCCGCAUCGGCCAUGGAGGCAGCGCUCUGGUGUUCCUCCUGCCCAUGGAAGAGUCAUACGUCAGUUUCCUCGCAAUUAACCAGAAAUGUCCCCUCCAGGAGAUGAAACUCCAGAAACACACAGUCGACCUCCUGCCCAAGCUCAAGUCCAUGGCCCUGACUGACAGAGCUGUGUUUGAAAAGGGCAUGCGAGCUUUCGUGUCAUUCGUCCAGGCGUAUGCAAAGCAUGAGUGCAGCCUCAUUUUCCGAUUAAAGGAUCUUGAUUUUGCUAGUCUUGCUCGAGGUUUUGCUCUGCUAAGGAUGCCCAAGAUGCCAGAACUGAGAGGAAAGCAGUUUCCGGAUUUUGUGCCUGUGGACAUUAAUACAGACACGAUCCCAUUUAAAGAUAAAGCCAGAGAAAAGCAGAGGCAGAAACUACUAGCGCAACAAAAAGAAGACAAGAAAGAAAAUGAAGGGAGAAGAAAGUUUGUGAAGAACAAAGCAUGGUCGAAACAGAAGGCCAGAAAGGAGAAGAAGAAGAAAAUGAAUGACAAAAGGAAAAGGGCCGAGGGUUCCGAUAUUGAUGAUGAGGACAUGGAGGAACUCCUUAAUGAUACAAGGCUCUUGAAAAAGUUUAAAAAAGGCAAAAUUACUGAAGAAGAAUUUGAGAAGGGGUUGUUGACAAGUGGCAAAAAACCAAUGAUGAUGACAGCUUUAGGGGUCUCAGAUUCGGAAGACGAUGGCUGAUUCCGGCUCCUUGGAUGAAAUGAAUGAGGGCAUGACUGGCCUCGCACACGGUGGACAGCUUGUUUGCUCUUACCGCAGAUCGCACCUGUGGGAGCCUUCCGAAGAGCACCAGGUCUCAAAGGUAUCCUUUCAGACCGGGGAGAGAUCAGGGGGAUUUCAUACUUGGGAGUACUUUACUGUAACGUACCCCUCUUGAAGAAGCAACAACAAAAAAUCAAAAUUAUUCGACUGUCAAUGAAUGCGUUUAUUUUGAUGGGUCCUCUGUAAUUAAAGAGCUUGUUUUGGGGUGGCCUGACCUCCCUGUGUGUCCUUGUCCCUUGCCCCGCAGAGUACUGCAGAGGUGGCCAGUAUGGCAGUGUUUGUUUUUUAGAACAGUCGCCAGUACUCUCGUUGGUGAGUGUCUGAAAAACAGAGAAACCAAAUUAGAUUCUGGGAAAAAGAAUUGUAAUUUUUAUGCCCUCUUUUGAAUAAAUUGUGUAUCUUUUUUAGAA
Tupaia belangeri chinensis (Chinese tree shrew) is the source of this 2343-nucleotide messenger RNA. It is a transcript of the gene DDX55, whose product is annotated as DEAD-box helicase 55. Lineage: Eukaryota; Metazoa; Chordata; Mammalia; Scandentia; Tupaiidae. The record is from RefSeq and is a predicted model, not a curated record. Gene Ontology annotation, molecular function: ATP binding; nucleic acid binding.